CUUAUCUAGAGAAAAAUAACAAAAAUUAAAAUUUGCAAUAAAGGAAGGAAGGAAGAAUAAUAUUAGAACAGUCUGAAAGAGUGUUAGAAAUUUAAAAUAGACAAUUAAAUUACCAGAAGAAGAAACCAGAGCAUUAUAAGAUAUCAAUUCCCACCGGGUUUGGCAUAUAAAAACUGAAACUCAGAACCCCCGGCCACGACACCGAGAAGCAAUAAGUAGAUAAAAAUCCCAAAUUAGUGAUUCCAAGGUUCUUGCAACUGAAUCAUACAAGUUGAAGAAGGAAGGAGGCGUGACUGUGAAUCCCAACCACCCAACAAAAGAUGUUAGAUGGAGAGGAAUACUCUUCCUCGGCAGCUGUUACAGCAGAGUGUUUCAGCAGCCUGAGCACCCUGUUAAAGAAGAAGAAUAAGGGAAUGAACAAAAAGAGGUUCAGUGAUGAACAAAUCAGAUCAUUAGAAACCAUGUUCGAGUACGAGUCCAAGCUUGAACCACGUCAAAAGCUGCAGCUGGCCAGAGAACUUGGAUUACAACCACGCCAAGUUGCAAUAUGGUUUCAGAAUAAGAGAGCUCGAUGGAAGUCAAAGCAGCUCGAGAGGGACUACGCCAUAUUACUAUCCAAUUACAACACUCUAGCCUCCCAGUUCGAAACCUUGAAGAAAGAGAAGCAGUCCUUACUUACACAGUUGCAGAAGCUGAAUGAUCUGGCAGGGAAAUCGCGGGAGGAGAGCCAGUGUUGCAGGGAAGCAUUAGCCAGCAUUGAUCAUGGAAAAAUAGAGAAGGGGCAUAGUACUGUCAAGUGUGAAUUUGAGGUGAAACCACCCAGUUUGUGUUUGUCCUUUGACAGAUCACAACAUGACGGAGUUGGUCUCUUUUGCGGGGAUGAUAGCAGCAUAAAGGCCGAGUACCUCGUGCAGCUGGAUGAAGAAUCUGAUGACCUUCUAAACAUGGCCGAUGGUUCUCCUGAAAAUUGGGGCAGUCUUGACUCCAAUGAUCUCUUAGACCAGUCAGCUAGUAGUAAUCAUGAGUGGUUUGAUUUCUGGUGUUGAAUUAAUGAAAGUUAAUCUCUGAAUGAAUGAUUAUAUAUAUAUGGACGAACUGUAUGUUUAGGUAGGGGGGUUGAAACAGGGAGGGCCAUGGGAUGAUGGAACGUCUCAGCAGCACAUCUAUGUAUGUAUAUACUAGAGUUUAAAGUAGGUAAUCUGCAUUUUGGUCGAUGCAGAAGCUAAAACCUUUUUAGUUCAUUGUAAUUUGAGGUGCUAUCUUUUACUUAAUGUUGCAUUGCAUAGUUCAGUUGAUACAUACAUACAUAUAUAUAUAUAAACAAAUUUCGCUUGAAAUACA
Messenger RNA from Ilex paraguariensis (yerba mate), 1341 nucleotides. The record is from the annotation of a GenBank genome assembly. Lineage: Eukaryota; Viridiplantae; Streptophyta; Magnoliopsida; Aquifoliales; Aquifoliaceae.